CCUACCCUCUUAUGCUCUCAACUCUCUCUCUCUCUCUCUCUAACUCAAUCACUCUGCUACCCUCUCUUUUCCCCUCACUCUCUCUUAGGGUUUCUCCGCAUUGACGAGCUUUCGGAGUCAAGCUCGUAGUAGAUGGCCCCAGAAUACUUGGUGAGGGAAGAAGCGAAGACUAUUGCUAUGGCGUCACCAUUUAAGCCAGAUGUAUUGAAGGGCAAGGUUGCUCUUAUCACAGGAGGAGGCUCAGGAAUUGGAUUCGAAAUAUCCACGCAAUUCGGCAAACAUGGUGCCUCCGUUGCCAUCAUGGGUCGUCGCAAGCAAGUUCUCGACUCUGCUGUCUCUGCUCUUCAAUCACUUGGAAUUCCGGCUAUUGGAUUUGAGGGGGAUGUUCGCAAGCAAGAAGAUGCAGCAAGAGUUCUGGAAUCGACAUACAAGAAUUUCGGAAGGAUUGACAUUCUUGUGAAUGCUGCAGCCGGAAAUUUUCUAGUGUCAGCAGAGGAUCUCUCUCCUAAUGGAUUUCGAACAGUUAUGGAUAUUGAUUCUGUGGGAACAUUUACAAUGUGCCAUGAAGCUCUAAAGUAUCUAAAGAAAGGAGGAGUUGGAAGGGGCUCUUCUGGUGGGGGUACAAUACUGAACAUUAGUGCUACCCUACACUAUACGGCUUCUUGGUAUCAAAUUCAUGUGUCUGCAGCUAAGGCAGCUGUUGAUGCCACGACAAGAAACUUGGCAUUGGAGUGGGGAAGUGAUCAUGACAUAAGAGUGAAUGGGAUUGCACCUGGUCCAAUAGGUGACACUCCUGGCAUCAGUAAACUGGUUCCUCAAGAGAUAAAUAGCAAAGCCAGAGAAUUCAUGCCUUUGUAUAGACUUGGGGAGAAAUGGGAUAUUGCCAUGGCUGCUCUCUACCUCGUAUCAGAUGCAGGAAAAUUUGUCAAUGGUAACAUUGUGAUAGUGGAUGGAGGACUUUGGCUGAGCAGGCCACGUCAUCUAGAAAAAGAGGCAGUGAAGCAGAUUUCAAGAGUUGUUGAAAAGAGGUCCAGAAAUGCUCCAGUUGGUGUUCCAAGGAGCAAGAUGUGAUUUUGUUGGAAGCAUGUUGGCCCAUCUUUGCAAUAGUUAAUUAGUAUCUUAUAUAUAUAUAUAUAUAUAUAUAUGGAAAGAAUGAUAUAAAAGUCUCAAAAAUAUCAAUUAAUUCAAGUGAGGCUUCAAGUACUAAAUUUUAAAAAUUUGCAACUCAAUCUCUCAAUUUUGCAACUCCGUUGUGAUGAAUUUAUAAUUUGUAUUUUAAAUUUUAACAGAAAAAAUAUUUUUUUAGUCUUUAAUUGAGUUAAAAUUUAAAAAAUAAAUUAUAAAUUCAUCAUAAUGUAGUUGUAAAAUUGAGAGAUUAAGUUAUAAAUUUUUAAAAUUUGACAGGGACUUAAAUUAAAAGGGAUCUCUUUGUUAUUUCCCCUAUAUAUAUGAUCUGCUAGGUAGUGUUGGUGCUUA
Prosopis cineraria is the source of this 1476-nucleotide messenger RNA. RefSeq names its product peroxisomal 2,4-dienoyl-CoA reductase [(3E)-enoyl-CoA-producing]-like. The coding region runs from base 133 to 1071 and encodes 312 amino acids. The record is from RefSeq and is a predicted model, not a curated record. Gene Ontology annotation, biological process: fatty acid catabolic process. NCBI's taxonomy places the organism in Eukaryota, Viridiplantae, Streptophyta, Magnoliopsida, Fabales, Fabaceae. Gene Ontology annotation, molecular function: 2,4-dienoyl-CoA reductase (NADPH) activity. The transcript has 6 exons.